CCCAAAAAUUUCCCCGCACCCAUACACUCGUCCCCAAAUCCCUCUCCCUUCUCUUCCUCCCCCCUUGCUCUCCUCUCUCUCCCUCUCUCUCCAUGGCUCCGCCUUUCGUCUUCCCCUCCGACCUCAAAGAUCUCGAAGAAGACUCCGACGAGCCCUCCCUCCGCGUCGAAUCCCCCAUCCACGUCGCCUCUCUCCGCCCCUCCGAACUCGAAGAGCUUGUCAAAGGUGUGGCCUUUGAUCUGUCCGACAGAGAGCUCUUCUGCGUCGAGGAGCAGGACGUGUUCGACCGCGUCUACUCCCUGGUAAGGGGUUUUUCCCUUCUCACCCCCUCCUGUAAGUUCAACCUCGUCGAGACCCUCCGCUCCAACCUCAGCGUCCUCCUCCCCAACGUCGACUCCCUCUCCCGGGCCCCCGAGUCGCCGGCCUCUGGUGGGACCUCAGUCACACUCCGCAUCGCCUCUCACCGCAAUGCCCUCAAGAUCUACUCCUUCUUCCUCCUCACCAUUGCCCUCGCUGAGGAGUCCAGCCGUGACUCCAGUGGUAGCUCUAAGGUUGGUGCACCGGGGCGGAAGAAGAAUGCGACAUAUGCUUGGAAUUGGGAGAUGCAGAGAGGUCGGAUAAUCAAUUUGAUUGCUAACUCUCUGGAGAUCAACCUGUCACUGCUCUUUGGAUCGAGUGAUAUCGAUGAGAAGUAUCUCUCCUUUGUCUCAAAGUGUGCUGUCACCCUAUACGAGAAUCAGGCUGUGUUGAGGGAUGCGGACACGAGAGAUGGACUUGGCCGAAUAAUAGGCACCAUUGCGACCAAGCACCAGCGGACUGCACAAACAUGCGCAUCAGUCUUGCAUUUGAUAUACAAGUUCGACUUCGCAGUCCCUCACAUUGCUGAAGCAGUUGCUGCAGCAGAGAGAAAGUAUGGUGAUGGGAGCCUUGCAAUAGCUCUUAUUAGGGAGAUUGGUAGGACGGAUCCAAAGGACUAUGUGAGGGAUGGUGUUGGGGCAGAGAAUGUUGGGAGAUUCCUUGUUGAUCUUGCCGACCAUUCUCCAAAGCUUAUGUCCACCAAUGUGGGGGUUUUGGUGCCUCAUUUUGGUGGUGAGUCUUACAAGAUUAGAAAUGCUCUUGUUGGAGUCUUGGGCAAGCUGGUUGCAAAGGCAUAUAAGGAUGUGGAAGGUGAUAUGAGUUCAAAGUCUCUGCGGCUAAGGGGUAAGCAGGCAAUGUUGGAGAUUCUUCUAGAGCGUUGCAGGGAUGUCUCAGCAUACACAAGGAGUCGGGUGCUCCAGGUGUGGACAGAAUUGUGCGAGGAACAUGCUGUUCCUAUUGGGCUGUGGAAUGAAGUGGCAUCAGUUGCUUGUGGGAGAUUGGAAGAUAAGAGUGCAAUGGUGAGGAAGUCAGCACUGAACCUGCUCAUCACAAUGUUGCAGCAUAACCCAUUUGGACCUCAACUGCGUGUUAUGGCUUUUGAAGCGACAUUGGAAAAGUACAAAGAGAAAUUGCAGGGAAUGGGGCCUUCUGGCCCUUCUGAGGAAGUCCCUGAUGGUGAUGCUGUUUGCGGAGAGGCUGCCACAGAGCAGGAGAGUGUUAGUGAUAGUUGUUUGCCUUCUAGCGAAGAGCAGAAGGAGAAUGACGGAACUGUUCCAGAUAUUGGGAAUUUGGAACAGAUCAGGGCAUUGGUGGCAUCACUUGAGUCUGGUUUGCAGUUCUCGAAGUGCAUUACUUCUCUGAUGCCGACCCUGGUUCAGCUGCUAGCAUCAUCUUCUGUCACUGAUGUGGAAUACACGAUCCUUUUGCUGAUGAGGUGUAGACAGUUUCAGAUUGAUGGCUCAGAAGCAUGUCUUCGGAAAAUGUUGCCCCUGGUGUUCUCCCAGGAUAAGUCUAUAUAUGAAGCUGUGGAAAAUGCAUUCAUCACUAUAUAUGUUAGAAAAAGCCCAACGGAAACUGCAAGAAAUUUGUUGAGCCUGGCGAUCGAUUCUAGCAUUGGAGAUCUUGCAGCUUUGGAGUGUUUAAUUGGUUCUUUGGUGUCCAAAGGUGAAGUUUCUACAAGCAUGAUAUCAGCUUUAUGGGAUUUCUUUAGCUUCAAUGUCAGCGGAGUAGUGGCAGCACAAAGCCGUGGAGCUUUGUCAAUUCUGUGUAUGGCUGCAAAAUCAUCUCCAAGCAUUCUGGGUUCUCACUUGCAAGAUAUCAUUGAUAUUGGUUUUGGACGCUGGGCUAAGGAAGAGCCUUUGCUUGCAAGAACUGCAUGUGUUGCGCUUGAAAGGUUGUCUGAAGAAGAUAAGGAAAAACUAAGAAACACAGGCAGUAGGAUUUUUGGUAUGUUGCAUAGCUUAGUAACUGGUUUCUGGCUUCCAGAGAACAUUUGGUAUGCUUCUGCUGACAAAGCCAUAAGUACCAUAUAUUCAAUACAUCCAAUACCCGAAGCCUUUGCUGCUGAUUUGGUGAAAAAGUCUCUCAGUUCUGUAUUCAGUGGUACUGGAAGAGAUGAAGCACCCAAUGAUGCAGAUAAUGAUAGCAUCAACUUCCUUUUCACAGUGCCAGCAGCAAAGCUUGGUAGAUUUCUUUUUAUUAUAAGCCAUGUUGCACUAAAUCAUCUGGUUUAUAUUGAGUCCUGUGUUAGGAAGGUUCAGAAACAGAAAUCAAAGAAAGAGAAGUCAAAACAUGAAUCUCAGGCUGUUCAUGGUGGCUCUGCAGAAGAAGCUGCUGUGCAAGAUAUAAAUGCUGAACUGGGCAUUGGUGCAUCUGAAGAUGCAAUAAUCGAUUCACUUUCUGAAAGGACCGAAAAGGAGAUUGUUUCUAGUGGCUCUGUUGAAAAAAACCUCCUUGGAUAUUGUGCACCUUUCGUCUCCAAGCUUUGUAGAAAUUUUAAUUUGAUGCAAAAGUUUCCGGAGCUGCAGGCUUCUGCAAUGCUUGCUUUAUGUAAACUUAUGAUUAUUGAUGCGGAUUUUUGUGAAGCAAAUCUUCAGCUUCUGUUCACUGUUGUGGAGAAUGCACCAUCGGAAACUGUUCGUUCAAACUGCACAGUGGCUCUUGGUGACCUUGCAGUUCGUUUUCCUAACCUCUUAGAACCUUGGACAGAGCAUAUGUAUGCUCGUUUACGAGAUCCUUCAGCAUCUGUAAGGAAAAAUGCUGUUCUAGUGCUUUCUCAUCUCAUAUUAAACGACAUGAUGAAGGUGAAAGGUUACAUAAAUGAAAUGGCCGUGAGGAUAGAAGAUGAGGAUCAAAGGAUUUCAAGUCUUGCUAAACUUUUCUUUCAUGAGUUGUCAAAGAAGGGGAGCAAUCCGAUUUAUAAUUUACUUCCAGAUAUCCUUGGCAGAUUGUGCAAUCAAAAUCUCAAGGAAGAGACAUUUUGCAAUGUCAUGCAAUUUCUAAUAAAUUCUAUUAAGAAGGACAAACAAAUGGAAGCUCUUGUUGAAAAGCUUUGCAAUAGGUUCAGUGGAGUCACUGAUGUUAGAGAGUGGGAGUACAUUGCUUAUUGCCUUUCUCAGUUAACAUUCAGUGAGAAGGGCAUCAAAAAACUUAUUGAGUCCUUCAAAGCUUAUGAGCAUGUUUUAUGUGAAGAUUCUGUGAUGGAUCACUUUAGGAGCAUAAUCAGCAAGUGCAAAAAGUUUGCAAAGCCAGAGCUCAAAGCUUGCAUCGAGGAAUUUGAGGAGAAGCUUAACAAGGUCCAUGUGGAGAGAAAGGAACAAGAAAUCACUGCUAGAAAUGCACAGGUUCAUCAACAGAAGAUUGGUAGUCUUGAAAGCCUGCUGACAUCUAAAAAAGAUGUUGACAAACAUACUGCUGAAGCAGAGGGAGCUGGUGAAGUAAUCGACCCUUCAGUGGAGGACAAAAAUGUUAAAAUGAUGGACAUUUUGCCUGAAACGAAUGGCACAAAGUCGGAAGAAAGUGGGGUUUCAAGUGUUGUGACUGAGGGUGAUGAAGAUGGUCUGGAGGUUCAGUCGCCAUCUCCAAAAACUUCUCGCAGAGGCAUCUCUAAAUCCAAGACCAAGAAAGGUAAAGGGUCGGCUAUGCAAGAUAAAACAGAUGGUGGUCCUGUGAGACGUUAUGCCCGCUCAAGCCGAAGGUUGUAAAGAAGCAUCACAUUGUAAUUCCCAGAAAUCUCCAAGUUGCUGUGCAAAGAUGAGUUUUAUCUCACCUUGUGGGGCUCUGGAGCUUGUGUACGAUGAACUUGUAAAGUGUCAUACGUGGAAUGAACCAUCAUUAACAUCUCUCUUGUAAUAAGGAAACUGCAGUGAUGUAAAAGCUUCUCCAUGUAGUGGAAUGAAAGGAAGGUUCUGACU
Molecule: messenger RNA, 4271 nt
Organism: Elaeis guineensis (African oil palm)
Lineage: Eukaryota; Viridiplantae; Streptophyta; Magnoliopsida; Arecales; Arecaceae
Product: condensin-1 complex subunit CAP-D2
Biological process (GO): mitotic chromosome condensation; mitotic cell cycle; meiotic chromosome condensation
Cellular component (GO): condensin complex; condensed chromosome, centromeric region; nucleus
Molecular function (GO): histone binding
Source: RefSeq, a predicted model, not a curated record